AUGAAUUUGGCAGAGUGGAAAAGUGGCAUAUCUACCGGAUGGCCCCAGGAAGGAACUUUUCACCUACCUAUUAUCUUACAGGUUAAGACCGUGAUCCUCAGGGACGAACCGGACGGCCACUCUGACCAGGAUCCCUACAUCCUGAUCUGGCAGGACAUGAUCGAGAAUCCUCCUCCUAGGCUGAAACCAUUUUUACCCCCCAAAGCAGGACCCACAGAGAUUCUAGGCCUGCGGAAAGCCAAAAAGGAAACCGACUCUAUGGCUGAAGCACCCCUUCGUCCGGUCUUCCAAGAUUCCUCCCCAGAGGACCUGAUUCUCCUGCCGCCCUACUGGGCAUCCUUCCCUGCUUCUGCCCCUCCAUUGGAGGCAUCGGGGGCUGCAGAAGGGGCGCCACCCCUCCCUGAUGAGGGAGUCCCUGUGCGCGGGCCAGCAGCGGGGACACGCGGUCGGACCCACCGGCCGGCCCCACCUCCCAAUGUGGGGCCGGCUGACUCCACCGCCCUUCCUCUCCGUGCCAUGCCCCCCCACCCCCAUGAGACUGGCGAACAGCUAAUGUUAUAUUGGCCAUUCUCCACCACACAACAUUCGGUUUUAUUACAACCCCAAGGGAAAUUGGCAAACAAAACUUCAAGGGUGCAAGAGGCCACGGGCACCACACAAUACUCAUGGACUACCCGAAGAACUGUGGAUCUCAGCAUGGCCCGGGUAUCCCACUCCUUCAUGGUCAUCCCUGAGUGCCCCUACCCAUUGUUAGGUCGGGAUUUGCUCACCAAGAGAGCACAAAUUUGCUUCCACCUCGAAGGGGCAAAAGUCCUAAACAAGAAGGGGCACCCAAUUCAAGUGCUUGUCCUGAGUUUAGAAGACGAAUAUUGUCUCCACCAAAUGCCCUCAGCGCCAAUGACUGACAUUGACUGUUGGCUGCAGGAAUUUCCCCAAGUGUGGGCAGAAACUGGGGGAAUCGGGCUGGCCCAGCAUCGACUGGCCAUAUACAUAGAACUAAAGCCGGGGGCAGACCCUGUCAGGGUCCGCCAAUACCCCAUGCCUCUAGUAGCACGAAAGGGAAUCACACCCCACAUACGGCGACUUCUGGACUCGGGCAUAUUAAGGCCCUGCCAAUCGGCCUGGAACACUCCCUUGCUGCCGGUUCGGAAACCGCACGACGAUUACAGGCCAGUCCAGGACUUGAGGGAAGUCAACCGGGAUAGAGGAUAUGCCCCUACGGUCCCAAACCCAUACCCCCUCCUCUCCACCCUGCCUCCAGACAAAACUUGGUAUACAGUGUUAGAUUUAAAAGAUGCCUUUUUCAGCCUGCCUUUAGCACUCGGGAGCCAAGACCUCUUUGCCUUUGAAUGGACGGACUCUGAGAAAGGCACCAAUGGCCAGCUCACCUGGACUCGACCACCACAAGGAUUCAAAAAUUCACCGACCAUCUUCAAUGAGGCCUUACACGAAGACUUGGGUGAGUUCGGUUCCGAGCACCCUCAUUUGACUUUAUUACAACAUGUAGAUGAUAUCCUAUGGCAGCAGAGGACCAGGACACAUGCCUGCGAGGCACCAGAGACUUGCUCCAGACCAUAG
This is a messenger RNA of Canis lupus familiaris (dog), 1578 nucleotides long. RefSeq lists its product as uncharacterized. NCBI's taxonomy places the organism in Eukaryota, Metazoa, Chordata, Mammalia, Carnivora, Canidae. Gene Ontology annotation, biological process: proteolysis. The record is from RefSeq and is a predicted model, not a curated record. Gene Ontology annotation, molecular function: aspartic-type endopeptidase activity.